Messenger RNA from Didymodactylos carnosus, 1035 nucleotides. The record is from the annotation of a GenBank genome assembly. Lineage: Eukaryota; Metazoa; Rotifera; Eurotatoria; Philodinida; Philodinidae.
AUGUCUGGUGGAGCUGAGGCUCGAACACAUGAUAAACAAUGGGAUGUUAGUAAAGUAAAUUAUCUGAUGAAUGUUAAUGUUAGAGCAUUACAACAAGGAAAUUUUGUUAAGAAGCCUGAGUGGCAUCAAAAUGUAUUACCAUUAAGUUUUAUGCAGAAAGAAUUAGAAGGCUCAAGACCGUCAGUAACACCAGCGACUGUAAAAGUAGCAACAAACAAGGGCAACGACAUUACUCAGAUGAAUACAACUGAUUUUACAAUAGAAAAUUGGUUUACUUUAUUAUUUAUUGUUGCUAUUGUUGGAAUUCUUUGUCUGCCAUUGUUUGUAAAGAAGAAAGAUCCGGAAAAUUUGAAACAAGAUCAAACUCAUUCAGAAGACGAAGAUACUACAAAAUCUACGAUGCCACAGAAAAAGAAGAAACACACUUCAACAAUCGUCAUACAAGACGAUCACGAUCACAAUAAUCAUCAUCGUCCAUACAUGUCCUCCCUUCCAAAUCCUUCAGAUCUCUAUCCAAAGGAGACCAACAUACCACAUUUAAAUAACAAUUCACAGAAUAUAAAUCUAUUACUUAGUGGAACACUAACUCUCAUCAUUUUAGCUUUAAUUGGUUAUCUUUUGUGGUCAUGUUGUAGUAAAAUUUUUCAUGGUAGAACUAGAAAAAGAAGUCAAAAUAGUUUUAGUAGUCAUCUUCAUGGUCAUAGUGGUGGUGACACGUCUCCAUCUCCAACAUUGGAUGUUAGUGAACAAUUUAUAUUGAUAUCUGCAGCGUUAGGAAGAGGUGGAGGGAGUACUGAACAAAGUGGUGGUAGUCACAGUCACAGCAGAGGAUUGAAAGGGGCUAUUGAAACCGAGGUACUUAUAGAUCAUUUUAUACAGCCAUUAGUUGAUGCACAAUUUGUACGAAUUUUAACAAAACAAUCAUCUGGUACUUCUAUAUUACAACCCCUAUCUCUAUUACAACAUCAUUUAAAAUAUAAACUACAGAUAAUUGCAACAAAAAAUGUUUUUCGUAUACGUAUUGCAUUUACAUAA